AUGGAUUUUCUAGAGUUAGAAGCGAUCGAGGGUUUGAGAUGGUCAUGGAACUCAUGGCCGACUACAAAAUCCGAUUGUCAAUCACUCGUUGUUCCUCUAAGUAUCAUGUAUACUCCAUUGAUGCAAUUCUCUGAGCUUCCGACUAUUCCUUAUGAUCCAUUGAUUUGUUCUCGAUGCGGAGCAGUGUUGAACCCUUACGCUCGUGUUGAUUACCAAGCUCGAAUCUGGUCUUGUCCCUUUUGUUUUCACAAAAACUCUUUCCCUCGUUCUUACGUCGGAAUCACAGAAACUAAUCUCCCGGCGGAGCUUUUUCCGACUUACAGCGCCGUCGAAUACUCUCCGCCGCGUAAAUCAGUCUCCACUUCAACCCCUACGAGUUGGACUAAUGGGAUUAGUCAAGGGUUUCCUUCGUCGAGAUCAAUGUCUUCCACUUCAUCUUUCUCGUCUCUCGCUUCUACAGUUGGAAAUGGAGGGGGAAGCUACAGUGAGUUAGGACCUGCGUUUGUGUUCGUAAUUGAUGCAUCUAUGGUGGAGGAGGAGCUAAGGGCUUUGAGAAGUGAGCUUCUGUUAGUGAUUGAACAGUUACCUGAGAAUUCAUUGGUGGCUUUGAUUACUUUCGAUUCCAUGGUUAGGGUUUAUGAUUUGGGUUUCUCUGAUUGCUCUAAGGUUGUUGUUUUUCAUGGCGAACGUGACCUUCCUCCAGAGCAGAUCCAACAAUUUCUCGGAUUUGGAUAUUCGAAGCAGUUUCAUCAUGGAAAGUUGUCAGCGAUUCGGAAGCAGAGUUUCUUGCUUCCGUUAGCGGAAUGUGAGUUUAACUUAACAUCUGCUUUUGAAGAAAUCGUUCCAUUGGUUAAUGUCAAACGAGGUCAUCGGCCUCAUAGGUCAACUGGUACUGCGAGUUCGAUAGCUUUGGGAUUGCUCGAGGGAUGUUCUGUAACCACAGGCUCUCGGAUUAUGGUUUUCACAUCAGGACCUGCGACAAGGGGUCCUGGGAUCAUCGUGGACUCGGAUCUAAACUAUUCGAUGAGAACCCAUAGAGAUAUUAUAACUGGUCAAGUGCCUUAUUACAACAAAUCUUGCGGGUUUUACAAGAAACUAGCAAAUAGGCUCUGUGAUUCGUCUGCUGUUCUCGAUGUGUUUGCGUGCUCUCUUGACCAAGUUGGAGCAGCGGAACUGAGAUAUGCAGUGGAAAUGUCUAGUGGAUUUCUUUUACUGGGAGAGACAUUUGAAUCCGAGCAGUUCAAAAAAUGUCUAAGACAUAUAUUCAGCCGGGAUGCAGAUGGGAACUUGAAUAUGUACUUUGAUGUGUCUUUGGAAGUUGUGACGACUAAGGAUAUGCGAAUAUGUGGGGCACUCGGUCCAGUUGUGUCGCUUAGACAGAAGAACGAUAUAGUGAGUGAAACAGAGAUAGGUGAAGGCGGAACAUAUAUCUGGAAGACGAGCACUGUCACAAAUAAGACAUGUGUUUCGUUCUUCUUUCAAGUGAGCAAUGAACAGAAUCGGAAACCGCAACCUGGUUCCGCGUUCUUCAUUCAGUUCAUCACACGGUAUCGGUAUGGCAAUGGAGCUGUCAGGAAGCGGGUUACAACGGUUGCUAGACGAUGGGUUGCUGGAAAGUCACCAGAAAUCUCAUCCGGUUUCGAUCAAGAAACAGCUGCUUCAGUUAUGGCGCGGCUUGCGAUAAACCGAGCAGAGGAGUGUUACGCGAGAGACGUUAUUAGAUGGUUAGAUGACGGUUUAAUCCAGUUCGCUUCACGGUUCGGAGAUUAUAUUCAAGAAGAUCCGUCGUCUUUCAGGUUGACACCAAACUUCUCGCUUUAUCCUCAGUUCAUGUUCUAUCUAAGAAGAUCACAGUUUCUUGACGUCUUCAACAAUUCCCCGGACGAGACCGGUUUUUUUCGGUUAAUGUUAAACCGUGAAGGAGUAGUAAACUCAAUCAUCAUGAUUCAACCAACGCUUCUCCGGUAUUCAUUCGACGGACCGCCAGUUCCCGUCCUCCUCGAUAUCCGGUCAGUAACCGCAGACGCGAUUUUGCUAUUCGAUUCAUACUUCUACGUGGUUAUCCACCACGGAUCAAAAAUCGCACAGUGGAGGAAACUCGAGUAUCACAAAGACGCAAACCACGAGACUUUCCGAAACCUUCUCGAAGCACCUGAAAUCGAUGUGGUUCAGUUAGUAACUGAUCGAAUCCCAAUGCCGCGAAUUGUACGGUGCGACCAACACGGCAGCCAAGCUCGAUUCCUUCUCGCUAAGCUCAAUCCUUCAGUGACUCAGAAAACAGAUCAUACCGGUGGUUCGGACAUUGUUCUCACCGAUGAUUUGAGCCUCCAAGAUUUCCUCGACGACUUACAAUCUCUGGCAGUCAAAAGCUGA
Messenger RNA from Arabis nemorensis, 2373 nucleotides. The record is from the annotation of a GenBank genome assembly. NCBI's taxonomy places the organism in Eukaryota, Viridiplantae, Streptophyta, Magnoliopsida, Brassicales, Brassicaceae.